Messenger RNA from Scheffersomyces coipomensis, 3212 nucleotides. RefSeq lists its product as uncharacterized. The record is from RefSeq and is a predicted model, not a curated record. The transcript has a single exon. Bases 317 to 3025 code for a protein of 902 amino acids. Gene Ontology annotation, biological process: regulation of transcription by RNA polymerase II; rDNA heterochromatin formation; silent mating-type cassette heterochromatin formation. Gene Ontology annotation, molecular function: zinc ion binding; sequence-specific DNA binding. Lineage: Eukaryota; Fungi; Ascomycota; Pichiomycetes; Serinales; Debaryomycetaceae.
UCCAUCAUCUCAUCCACUUACCAGAUUGAAGUCAUCGUUGUUGUUUGUCUGUAUUCGUUUGAUUUAUCCCUCCCCCUUUAUAUAUAUAUACACAUACAUCUGCAUUAGCAUCAUCAUCACAUAGUUAUCGUCAUCAUCGUUACCUUUUGUUCGUUACCCUCGUCGUCGUCGUUGCCUGUCUUUUUUUUUCCUCCUUAUAUUCUAAAUUUAGUUUGUUUAUCGUUUUGACAAUCGUUUGUUGUCGUCGUUUCUUUCCGUUAUACCCUUUCGUUGUACUACUAAUACUAUAAAUCAAUAUCAACUAAUCAUAAUCAUAAUGAAUUCAGAAGAUCAAAACUAUAAACGAAUGCAAAUCAAAGUAUUAUACUCAUUCAAUAAUAAUACCACCGUAUUCUUAUCAAGAUCAAAGAAUCAAUAUUCAGUUAAAACAGCUCAAAUACCCAUGUCAAUAGUUUCAAAUGAUCAUCAAGAACCAGAAAUCAUAACUUUAGGAGCCUUUGAUUUAAAAAGUUGUAUUCAACAAAUCAUAAAGAGUUCCCCUGAAAAUUUUAAAUUACAAUCAGAAGAUUAUGCUGUUUAUUAUAAAGAUGUUACUGAACAACCAGAUGAACCAUUCGUAGCGAAUGGUAUAUUAUCAGGUUAUCUUAAUAUGUCAAAAUCAGAUUUAAUUCCAGGUAGAGUUUGUCAAAAUUUAUCAGCUAGUUUCUUAUUUGGUGAUAAAUCAAAUGUUUCACCUUUAACUCUUGAAAUAAGAUUAAAAUUACAUACUAUUGAGUUACAACCUCAACAAAAUAUUCCAAAACCUUCCCAACCUCAACAACAACAGCAACACAUUGAUCAACCAGUAAGGCAACAACAACAGUCUCAUUCACAUCACCAACAUCAACAAUCACAUCAACAAAUGCCUCAUCCUAAGAAAAGACCUAAUGAUUCAUCCAUGAGUUAUCCUCAAAAACGUCCAACUCCAAUUGUACAAUCAGCAAUGAAUUCUGCUAUAAAAGCCACUAGAACAAAAUCAUUACCUAUUUUCAAUAACAUUCCAAAUCAAACGAUGUUCAAUAUUAUGAAUUCGGAUAAAAUGAAUAACAGUUCAAGAUAUGAUAGUAAAAGUGUUCAAGAUAGAUUUAAACUGGCUCCAUUUUUACUGGAAAAGAUUAUUGAUAAACCAGUUAGAAAACAUAGAAAACAUAUGAUGGAUCAACCUCAAAGAGCUAUGAGAACAAGAUCAAUGGUUAAUCAUCCUAUUGCUAUUUCAUCUCCUAUAAAUGAAGAACCCAUGUCGGAUAGUACUGAUGAUACAGAAUAUCGAGAACAUAAUGAACUUCGAGAAGAAGAUGAAGAAGAAGAGGAGGAUGAGGAAGAAGAUGUCGAUGGUGAUGGUGAUGGUGAUUAUGAUGAACUUUCUCCAUAUACUCCUCAACAACCACCUUAUAGACCUCAAGAGAAUGUUUCAUCUAAUAAUACCACCACAUCAAAAUCUAACCAUAAUGAUACUUUCCAAUCUUUACCUGAUUUAGAAGAUUUAGAUAGUAAAAGAACUCAUACUAUUCCUCAUACAAAAUUACCUAAGAAUCAUGGAUUAAUUUGUGUUAAUAGUAAUUGUGCUACUAUAUCAUCCAUUGCAUGGAGAUAUUUUGAAACUGAAUUCAGACCUAAUUAUUUUGCUAUUCAUAGAGCAAAAGAGUUUGAUAAAAAACAUUAUGAAGGUAUGUUUGGACCAUUAUGUAAUGCCUGUUAUUUAUUUUUAAGAAAUAAAGGAUUUAUGAGACCGGAAAAUGUGGUUAAGAAAUAUUUACAACAACAACGUUAUAAAAGAGAAUUAAAAAAUAGAGAAGAAAUUAAUGAAUUAAUUAGUAAUAGUGGAGUUCCUGAAAUAUCUCAUUCUGGAAAUAGUAAUAAUAAUAAUUCAAAGGAAAGAUCAAAUAGUUUAAGUGCUAUUGCUAUAAGGAAAUCUUCUCAAUUUGCUUCAUCUCCAGGUAUACCUCAAUCUAAUAAAUUCCCAACACCAUCUCAUACUCCAUCAGCUAUAAAUCAAGUGAUUCAAAAUAAUAAUAAUGAAUAUCAAAGUUCAAAAAUCAAUCGUAGUUUAAAUGAUUCAAAUAAUUCUACCAAACAAUCUCAAUCUCAAUCUCAAAAUUAUGAUCUUAAUGAUUUAAUGAAUCAAAUAAAUUCAUUUGGAGGUCCGUUAACUGAUAUUGAUCCCUUACCUCAAGAUCAAGGGUAUACACCACCAAUGAUGGCUACUAAAUCUAAUACAAGAGUGAUUAAUAUUUAUGAUGAUGGGGAAGAUAAAGAGAAUUGUCCACCACCAGUGCCGCAAUUACUUGAAGAUAAAGAUUCGAUGAAUUCAUUUGAUGCCAUGAUAGUUAAAUCAUUUACUCAAGUUUCACCUCAAAAAUCAAGUAGUCCUCAUGGCCAAAAUGAAUGGAUGAAUAGUUUAUUUGCUGAACCAACUCCUAAGGAUCAAGUUACCCCUGCUGAUUCCAAAACUCCAACUGAUGGAUUAAAACAACCAGAAAAAUUACAUCCUAAUAUGCCCCAUUUAAAAACUUUUACUACCAGUCAUAAAAAAUCAUCAUCUCCACCCGUAAUUCAUACUAAUCAUAAUCAUGGUCUUAAUAAUAAAAAGGCUAGAGUAGUGAAUAUGCCAUCAUCACCAUUAUUAACUUCUCAUCAGAAUUCCGAUGAUUUAGAUCUUUUAUUAUCUGAUAUUGGGAAAUCAGUAACUUAUGGUGAACUUGAUGAUGAAAUUCAAGAUUUAGUAUCGAAGAAUAAUCAAUUUUUCAAAGAGAAUUCAUCUCCCAAGACAGCAUCAAGAGUCAAUACUACUAAUCUGAUGUUAUCAUGGACCAAUAAUACCAAUAAUAGUAACACCAGUAAUAACAAUCAAAGUGGUAAUGGAGAUGUAGGAUCUACUCCAAAUACUGAUUUUUUUUCAAAUGAUGAUAUGAUUCACGAUGAUAAAUAUAAAAAUGAAGUUGAAUUUAAUGAAAUGAUGGCUAAACAUCAAUCUAAUGAUGUUUAAUAUUUCCUCCUCUCUGUACUAUAUAAAAUUAUGUAUAUGUAAAUUAUAAUCCUUAAUAUAUUAUUAUCUUUUUAAGGGAACUAUUUGUAAUUAUUAAUGAUGGAUAUUAAUUAAGCAUGAUAUAAGAUAUUUUUGGUAGCGUUGGUCACGUGCUAAAAAUUGACUAUGAUAAAUCAGAUUUUCAUGU